AUGGAGUUCGACACCCCCGCCGCCGCCCUGGCCGGCGACGAGCUGCGGCGGCUCCUCGCGGCCACCCUCAGCCCCGACAAGGCGUCGGUGGACGCCGCCGCCGCGGGGCUCGACGCGCUCGCUGCGGACCCACGCUUCCCCCUCGCCAUCCUCGCCGUCGCCGCAGGGGACGGUGAUCAGGGGAUGAGAGUCGCUGCAGCGACAUACUUGAAAAAUUUUACCCGCCGCAAUUUGGAAAGCCGUCUGUGUUCGUCUGAGGUUUACAAGGAGUUCCGUGACCAACUUGCCCAGGCUUUGCUUCGAGCGGAACCUGCAAUUCUUCGAGUGUUGAUUGAAGUUUUCCGCCAAGUUGUUGAAAAAGAUUUUGUCAAGGAUAACUUGUGGCCUGAGCUUAUCCCUCAGUUGAAAUUAGUGAUCCAGAGCAGCAAUCUAGUUAGUCCAGGCCAGCAUCCUGAGUGGAAUACCAUUAAUGCUCUCAAAGUACUUCAAUCUGUUGUGAGGCCCUUCCAGUAUUUCUUGAAUCCAAAAGUUGCAAAAGAGCCUGUUCCACAACAGUUGGAGCAAAUUGCAGCAGAGAUUCUUGUACCAUUGCAAGUGACAUUCCAUCACUUCUCUGACAAGGUUCUGUUGUCACCUGAUGGAACUAACUUGGAAUAUGAGCAGCUCCUACUCAUCACAUGCAAAUGCAUGUAUUUCACUGUGAGGUCAUACAUGCCAUCUAGGGUGAAACAAAUUUUGCCUUCCUUUUGCAAAGACAUGUUCUGUAUACUAGAUUCUUUGAACUUUAAUAGUCCUAUUGAAGAUGGACCUACCAUAAGGCUCAAGAUUGCAAAGAGGUGUCUCAUUAUAUUGUGCGCACUUGUUACACGUCACCGGAAACAUGCAGAUAACCAGAUGCCACAUAUUGUCAACUGUGCAAUCAAACUAUCGAAACAAAGCAUUCACUUAAGUAAACUUGACUCUCUCCCCAAUCGGAUUUUUUCAUUAGCAUUUGAUGUAAUUUCUCGAGUUUUGGAAACAGGACCGGGAUGGCGACUAGUUUCACCACAUUUUUCUUCACUUCUUGAUUCAGCAAUUUUUCCAGCAUUAGCGUUGAAUGAGAAGGAUAUAGCAGAAUGGGAGGAGGAUACUGAUGAGUAUAUGCAAAAGAAUCUUCCUUCUGAACUUGAUGACAUUUCAGGAUGGACUGAGGAUUUGUUCACUGCCAGAAAAAGUGCAAUCAAUUUACUUGGUGUUAUAGCUCUGUCAAAGGGUCCACCAGUUGCACCUGCAGCAUCCAAGCGUAAGAAAGGUGAUAAAAGUAAAGGGAAAUCUGAAAGGAGCUCAAUUGGGGAGCUAUUGGUCAUCCCAUUCCUGUCAAAAUUUCCUAUACCUUCCCAUGGUGAAGAUGCAUCAUCAAUGGCAGUGCGGAAUUAUUUUGGAGUUUUGAUGGCAUAUGGAGGCCUCCAAGAUUUUCUGACUGAAAAGAAAGAUUUGACAAUUACAUUGAUCAGGAACCGGAUUCUUCCAUUAUAUUCUUUGGAUCCAUGCAGCCCAUAUUUGAUUUCAACGGCUAAUUGGGUUAUUGGUCAGCUUGCUAUAUGCCUACCAGAGGACAUGAGUACUAGUAUUUAUCAGUCCUUAAUGAAGGCGUUGACGAUGGAGGAUGUGGAGGACAUAACUUGUUAUCCAGUUUGUGCCUCUGCUUCUGGUGCUAUUGCAGAACUCAUCGAGAAUAGUUAUGCUCCACCUGACUGGCUCGUUCUUUUGCAAGUGGUUGUGAAAAGAAUAAGUACUGGAGAUGAAAAUGAGUCUGCUCUUCAGUUUAAGCUUCUGGGCACAAUAGUUGAGGGUGGACAAGAAAAAGUUCUAUCCCAUAUUCCUGAAAUUGUGUCUAACAUUGCAAAUACUGUAAUGGAGCUCCUGCCCCCUGUCCCAGAUCCUUGGCCUCAGGUUGUUGAACAGGGUUUUGCAGCCCUGGUAGCAAUGGUUCAAGCUUGGGAGAGCUCUGCACCAGAUGAAAACAAGACACAUGAAAAGAGGGUCUGGCAGUCAGGCCAGUCUGCUAUUGCUGAAACAAUUUCAUUACUGUUACAAAAAGCUUGGUUGUUGCAAGUUGACAAUAUGGAGAACAUCGGUUCUGCAUUGCCACCUCCGUCAUGUGUAAAUGAUGCUUCUGUGUUACUUGAGUUUGUCAUGAGUUCUGUUACUUGCAUGGAAGAAACUGCAAGUAUGAAGGUCUUUGAGCUGGUAGCUAUAUGGGCUGACACUAUUGCUAACUGGGACUCCUGGGAGGAGAUGGAGGAUGAGGGGGUUUUCAACGCAAUUAAAGAAGCUGUCAAUUUCCACCAAAGAUUUGAUCUUGACGGGUUUUUCCUGAAAAUGCUUCCAUCGCAGACAGAAAAUGCUUCACAGAGUUCAGUCAUUGGCCGGGUUUCUAAUUUUGUGACAAGGGCAAUUGCAGCUUACCCAUCUGCAACAUGGAGGGCAUGCUCAUGCAUCCAUACAAUACUUCAUGCUCCAAAUUUCUCCCUUGGAACACAAGAUGCUAGAAAGACUAUUGCUGAAUCCUUUGCACAAGCAGCAUUUUCCCGCUUCAAGUCUAUAUCUGACAGUCCUGCUGGGCUAUGGAAACCACUAUUGUUGGUAAUAUCUUCAUGCUACAUUUGUUAUCCAGAUGCCAUUGAACAAGUCUUGAACAACUUUGAUGGUAAUGGUUUUGCAAUCUGGACAUCUGCAUUGGCACAAGUCUCAAGCAGCUCAUUCAAUCCUGGCCUGUCAUCUGAAUCCGAGAUCAAGUUAGCUUGUAAGUGCCUAUGUAGUACUGAUCACUGCAUUGUUUAA
This is a messenger RNA of Miscanthus lutarioriparius, 2823 nucleotides long. Lineage: Eukaryota; Viridiplantae; Streptophyta; Magnoliopsida; Poales; Poaceae. The record is from the annotation of a GenBank genome assembly.